UAUUUUUAGCAUAUUGUCACAAGCAGGCGGAGCUUAAGGAUGCUUCAGACGCAGGGAUGCGAGAGAUAGCAGGUGGAGACAUAGCUGGGUGCCAGAAAAUAGAUAAAUUGGUAGAGAUAAUAUCACAUCACCUUGGAGGAUUAAGAAAAAUGUACAUCUUCAGACGUUCAUUUUGAUGCGAGGGAUUGUGAAGACGGCCCUGAUCUAACGCGAAAGGCGCCUGCUGUAUUGCGUAGCUAGAGGCUGCGACGAUGUGAUUUCAUCAGUGGGACAGCGGCUCAAGCCUUCUCUCGGUAACCUGAUAUUAUGCAGGGUACGGAGGCUACUGUAAGCAUUACAUUUGAACAAAGCAUCGGUGUACAAAACAAUCGUCGAUCUGGCAGCCAAACAUGGUGGACCCCUCGGAGGCUGACGAUCAGAGCAAGUGCAAAGGCCCCCAGCUGGAGGCCCCUCCCUUGGCCCCUGAGGCCCCCAGACUCCCCAACCAAGCGGAUGGCCGGGCGGCAGAGGAGGAGGGGGCCGGGGAGGGCCUGGGAGAGCCCACCCCCUCUGCCAAGCAGGGGGAGGGCACUGCUGAGUCAGCCCGGCCAGAGACGGGCACCCAGAACGGCCAACCACAGAGCCUCGCUGAGCCGGAGCCCGCCCCUAAGCUGCACCUGGACCUGUACAACUUCGACUCUCCUCUGGCGGAGGGCAGCCGCUACGUGCUGACCAGCCCUCGCUCCCUGGAGGCGUGCGCCCGCUGCGGGGUGAAGCCCGUGGAGCUGCUGCCGCGCCCGCUGGCCGACUUUGCCCACGAGGCGCCGGGGCGCUCCAUGCGCGUGGCGACGGGGCUGUUUGAGGUCUACGAGAGGGACAGGCACGCCAAACUCCGCCAGUGCAGGGAGGAGAGAGAGAGGAUCGUCAGAGAGGAGAAGAGGAGGAUCUUGCAGGCUGCCGUCAACGGCAACAGCAGCUCCUCCUCCGUGGACCACAAGGCUCCGGUCGACUCCAGAUCCUCCCCUGGUGCCCCCGUUCCCCCCUCUAAACCGGCCCCCAGCACCUCUGGCUUAUUCUCUGGGGCUGCCUCAGCCUCUAAGGCCAGCACAGCCUCUGGCCUCACCAGCUCCUCUCUGGCCUCGAAAACGAGCUCCAUCACCUCAGUGUCGACCUCCAAGAGUGUGUCCUCUGCCAGGCUUUCGAAGGCCUCCGCCCCAGAGAAAAUGAAAGCUCCUUUCAACAGUCAGGGCCCGGCCACGCGUCCAGCGUCCACCGGUCCACCCCCCGUGGUCCGAAAGACCCCCAGCAGUUCCAAGUCCUCAAAUACGUUCCCCAGAGCAGCGUCCAAGCCCUCGUCCUUCCCUAGGAUUGGGGUUUCAGCCUCAUCCUCAUUGUCCAAGUCAGCCAUUCAGAGCCCCGUCACCCCAAGUGCUGCCCCCGUCAACGGUGUCCGACCUGGGCCCUUCUCACUGCACAAUGGACACCUGAAGCCCAAGGGCAGAGGAAGAAGCCAUUCCAUGGAGUCUCUUCAGAGGAGGAUGGACACCAUGUGCUCCUCCACCUCCACCACCACCACCACCACCUGCACCUCCUCCGAGUCCGGAGCCUCCUCCUCCUACAGCUGGGAGGGACCCCGGGACCACUGGGCCAAGGUCUCCAGCCCCCGCGCCCGCACCCUGGCCACCUUCAACUCCCUGAUGGGCCGCAGCCUGAGCCUGGGUGACCUCAGCCACUCGCCCCAGACCACCCAGAAGGUGGAGCGCAUCGUGCGGGAGGUGAGGCGGCGGGGCCUGAAGGCGGUGCCGGAGCGCGACCGCAAGAUCGCGGCGCUGAUGCUGGCCCGCUACCAGGAGGAGGACAUCAUGAGCCAGACGCGCUACGUGGCGCACCUGCAGUGGGACAGCGAGCGGCGCCUGGACGAGCUGCGCCGGGGGCAGGAGGACCGCGAGAAGCAGCGCGCCGUGCUGCAGUGCCAGCGGGCAUGGCAGUGCCAGGUGUCCACGCGCCAGCGCCGCCUCAGCCAGCAGGAGCGGGACUCGUCGGCGGCCAAGCUGCGGCAGGCGGCCGAGAGCGAGGAGCGCUGGAGGGGGCAGGCGGAGCAGCAGGAGCGGAGCCGCCUCCAGAAGCUGCAGCAGGGGGCCAGGGAGGAGAAGCAGAAGAAGGCCCUGCAGGAGCAGAACCUCCGGGCCCUGGAGGAGGAGCGCGCCGCCGUCCUGGAGCAGGAGAAGCUGCUGCUGAAGGAGAAGCUCACCAUCGCCGAGCUGAAGAGGCAGGAGAAGGAGCACCAGGCGCAGGAGGAGAGGCGGGGCCUGAACCGGGCCGAGAAGAGGCGCCACGCCGCCCUCAUCCAUGAGAUCGCCCGGCGGGAGGAGGAGGAGAGGGAGGAGUCCCGGCGGGCCGCCGAGGAGAAGCUGAGCCGCUCUCUGGAGAACUACGAGCAGAUCGUGGAGCGCCGGGGCCUGGAGCUGAAGGAGAAGGGCAAGCGCGAGGAGAAGCAGAUCCAGAAGGCCCGGAAGGCCGCGGAGAAGCGGGAGAAGCAGCAGAGGCAGCAGGUGGAGGCCCGGGCCAAAGAAGCGGAGAAGCGCUCCCAGCAGGCGGUCUUGGUGGCGGAGGAGCGCUCCAGGGAGAAGGCCCAGAAGGCCGUGCAGAGCCGUCAGGAGAAGGAGAGGCUGCAGAGGCUCAACAGGCAGCGCGUGGAGGAGGAGGAGCAGCAGAGGCGACUGGAGCUCCUCCAGUCCAUCGAGAAGAAGCUGGAGAAAAGCGAGCAGAUCUUCAGGGAGAAGAGGGCCGUGCUGGAGAGCGCUCGCUCCGUGGCCAGAGCCUCGUUCCACGUGCGCGACAGGGUGAGGGAAGAGACCAACAUGCGCACCUUUGACAAGAUGGCCCUGGAAGCUCAGCUCAAAGCCAGCCUGGAUGAUAAGUAAACAGGCGUCCAUCUCAAGGACUACCAUCUACCACCAGUCAUGCGCUUACAGCCUCCAUCCCAUGUUUCAUCGCUGGACCACAGUUUCAGACCGUCUCAUGUGGAGUUAUUGAUCCCUGUGUGUUUCCUCCUCUCCCCAAAACACAUCUUUAUUGAAAGAUUUGCAUUCAACUUGAAUCAUUCCCUUGGUUAUUGACAUAUCUUGAAGUAUAUCAACUUCAUCAAAUAUAAACCAAAAAAAAAUGGUAUUAUUUAAGUGGAAGUACUGGGACAAAUGUACUUGUGGAAGAUGAACAAUUUGCCUGUACAAGACUGUAACAUGAGAGAGUUGCCCAGUGAAGUAAAACCAAUGCUCCUCAUGUCUCCCUGGUUGCCCGAGCUGCAGGACUGAAAGCUGAGCAGGAAUGAAAGGAGUCAUUGUUAACCAGGAAGCACAACUCCAUGACAACUGCAGAGGCUCCUUACAAAGAAACUCCUUUAGGGUGGGAAAUAAGAGCAAAGAUGGGGGGUUGGUAAAAGGUUGGAGAGCCCCGAGGAAAGGAGAGAGGUUUUUGUCUGCUGUGACGCAGAUUGAGAGGCAGAGUGCGUUUGUUGUAAUCCCGGGACUGGCGCUGUGUUUACCUUAGUGCUGACAGUGCAGCUGUACACGGUGACAUCAUGUAAGAGGCGUCAGCACUGGCCUGCUGCUGAGGAAGACAGAAGAAGACCUGAUCCGGCCGUCUAGGCUGUUCUCCCCCUCCCAGACUCCCCCCUCUCCCCCCGUCCUUGUCCCUGUUUUCAGUCAAGUCAAAUAUCAGGAAACCGUCAAGUGCUCAAGAGGACCGCGUCCACCCCCCACACCACCCCCCCCCCCCCCCCCCAGACACCAGACAGCUCAUCCAUGUUAAGGUGAACAGGACCCUGGAAGAGAAGAACAUUGUGGUGUCAUCAUCUCCCGUGACCUUCAGACCGCUGGACUGUCCCCUCAGAACACUUCACCCUGCCUACCACCCCGCAGUGUCCUCCUGGAGGACCCAGCCUCGCCAACCACCCAGCCUCACCGACCACCCAGCCUCACCGACCACCCAGCCUCGCCAACCACCCAGCCUCACCAACCACCCAGCCUCGCCAACAGCCCAGCCUCACCAACCACCCAGCGUCAACAGCAACAACAACAAGGCUUGUAGUUUGGUCAGCACAAGGAUAAUUUGUUCCUCAGAUCAUUCCCUUGAAACAUGUCGGUACAUUUUUCCUCAGAGUUCAUUUCCCACGUGUAAAUUGUAGUAAGAUGCCUGCUUUUGCUUUCUGUUGUGGUGUUACAUUGUUGUGGACAGAAUGUGAAGGUUUGGAGCAGUGGAGUGGUUUUUGUUUUACAUCUGUUUCAUAUCAAAGACAUAUCAGAUUUUUUUUUUUACUGCAAACUCGUUAUUUUCAUCAACUUGGACGGAUGGAUGAAACCCUGUAAAACCACACAAUCUGUGUAAAUACAAUCAAAUACAAGGAAAAUAAAUGAAAACAUGUUUUCGA
This is a messenger RNA of Osmerus eperlanus (European smelt), 4408 nucleotides long. It is a transcript of the gene ccdc177, whose product is annotated as coiled-coil domain containing 177. The record is from RefSeq and is a predicted model, not a curated record. NCBI's taxonomy places the organism in Eukaryota, Metazoa, Chordata, Actinopteri, Osmeriformes, Osmeridae. The transcript has 3 exons. Bases 390 to 2903 code for a protein of 837 amino acids.